AUGGCUGGAUGCCAAUGUGAGACGGCUGGAUGCCGGUGUGAGAUGGCUGGAUGCCAAUGUGAGAUGGCUGGAUGCCAAUGUGAGAUGGCUGGAUGCCAAUGUGAGAUGGCUGGAUGCCAAUGUGAGAUGGCUGGAUGCCAAUGUGAGAUGGCUGGAUGCCAAUGUGAGAUGGCUGGAUGCCAAUGUGAGAUGGCUGGAUGCCAAUGUGAGAUGGCUGGAUGCCAAUGUGAGAUGGCUGGAUGCCAAUGUGAGAUGGCUGGAUGCCAAUGUGAGAUGGCUGGAUGCCAAUGUGAGAUGGCUGGAUGCCAAUGUGAGAUGGCUGGAUGCCAAUGUGAGAUGGCUGGAUGCCAAUGUGAGAUGGCUGGAUGCCAAUGUGAGAUGGCUGGAUGCCAAUGUGAGAUGGCUGGAUGCCAAUGUGAGAUGGCUGGAUGCCAAUGUGAGAUGGCUGGAUGCCAAUGUGAGAUGGCUGGAUGCCACCGGGGGAAGGCUGGAUGCCAUAAUGACACAAUUCCACAAUGA
This is a messenger RNA of Perkinsus marinus ATCC 50983, 519 nucleotides long. RefSeq names its product Salivary glue protein Sgs-4 precursor, putative. Lineage: Eukaryota; Perkinsozoa; Perkinsida; Perkinsidae. Bases 1 to 519 code for a protein of 172 amino acids. The transcript has a single exon. The record is from RefSeq and is a predicted model, not a curated record.